AUGGAGAAUGAAGAGGGUUACACAGUACUUCAUUUCAAAGCAAGGAAGAAAAGCUCCAAUGCAGAACUUUCCUCUAAUUCUUCAGGCUUGCGGUAUCUUGCUGCUGUCUCAGGAUUUCUGAAUGUUGUGUUUCUGGGAGCUGUGAUCGCAUUAAUUCAUCAAUGUGACUUGCUAUCAAGUGACGUGUGGAAGCCCAGAGAAAAUCUUUCUGGAAGUGACAGUAUCUUUGAGGAAGAUCUUCACAUAAACAGCUUACUGACUACAUUAAAGGAAAGCUUAUGCAUACAUACAAAUGACUCCAGAUGUGAACUCUGCCCCGUUGGAUGGAAGCUGCAUUAUGGGAGAUGUUAUUUCUACUCAGAAACUCGUGAAACCUGGGACAACAGUAGAAACUACUGCUCAGGAAAAAAAUCUGAGCUCCUGGUUAUAGAGGAUGAGACUGAAAUGGAUUUCUUAAACAAACUGAAGGAAAAAGACAUUGGCUUUGUUUGGACUGGAUUAAACUUUGAUGAGGAAGAAGGAAGAUGGCUAUGGCUCAAAGAUCCCAACCAUCCAGGGCGCAGUUUUACAGUAAAAGGAAGGAAUAAAGAAGAAAAAUGUGCUGUCUAUAAGUUGACAGAAAUGCACGCUGAUAAUUGCCACUCCCUGUACAAGUGGAUUUGCAAGAAGAGUGCAGUCUUUCUGGGUAUCUAA
This is a messenger RNA of Charadrius vociferus (killdeer), 693 nucleotides long. RefSeq names its product killer cell lectin-like receptor subfamily F member 1. The coding region runs from base 1 to 693 and encodes 230 amino acids. The record is from RefSeq and is a predicted model, not a curated record. NCBI's taxonomy places the organism in Eukaryota, Metazoa, Chordata, Aves, Charadriiformes, Charadriidae. The transcript has 6 exons.